GCUGGGAUCAGUGCGUGCGAAAAGGGCGGGCAGUGGCAGCCGGCGCUGGCACUGCUGAGCGAGAUGUGGGAGGCGAAGCUGGAGCCCAACGUCAUCAGCUACAGCGCUGGGAUCAGCGCGUGCAAGAAGGGCGGGCAGUGGCAGCCGGCGCUAGCGCUGUUGAGCGAGAUGGGGGAGGCGAAGGUGGAGCCCGACGUCAUCACCUACAGCGCUGGGAUCAGCGCGUGCAAGAAGGGCGGGCAAUGGCAGCCGGCGCUAGCGCUGUUGAGCGAGAUGUGGGAGGUGAAGUUGGAGCCCAACUCAGCUACAAUGCUGGGAUCAGCGCGUGCGAAAAGGGACAGCAGUGGCAGCGAGCUCUGGCGCUGCUGAGCGAGAUGUGUGAGGCGAAGGUGGAUCCCAACGUCAUCUGCACAGUACUACAAUUCUGUCCGCGGCGCGUGCGCUGCGAAAGUAGCGAGCUGCUCGAAUCGCGCUGGAGCGCCCCGGAGCGCCCAGAUCGCCCUCAAGGCCCUUGGGGCGCUCCACAGGGGCGCUCCAGAGGGUCCCUAGAUGGCUCUGAGACGGCCUCAGACAGCUCCAAGACAAUUCUGCGGCGCUUGGGAGGGCGCCAGGACGCUACAGCGCUGGCAUCAGCGCGUGCGCGACGGGCGAGCAGUGGCAGCGGGCUCUGGCGCUGCUGAGCGAGAUGUGGGAGACCAUGAAGGGCGAGCAGUGGCAGCGGGCGCUGGCGCUGCUGAGCGAGAUGUGGGAGGCGAGGGUGGAGGCCAACACCAUCAGCUACAAUGCUGGGAUCAGCGCGUGUGAGAAGGGCGAGCAGUGGCAGCGGGCGCUGGCGCUACUGAGCGAGAUGUGGGCGGCGAAGGUGGAGCCCAGCGUCUCAGCUACGAUGCUGGAAUCAGCGCGUGCGAGAAGGGCAAGCAAUGGCAACGGGCGAUGGCGCUGCUGGGAGAGAUGUGGGAGGCGAAGGUGGAGGCCAACUCAUCAGCUUCAGCGCUGUGAUCAGCGCGUGCGAGAAAUGCGAGCAGUGGCAGCGAGCGCUGGCGCUGCUCAGCGAGAUGUGGGAGGCGAAGGUGAAGCCCAACGUCAUCAGCUACAGCGCUGGGAUCAGCGCGAGCGAGAAGGGCAGGCAGUGGCAGCUGGCGUUGGGGCUGCUCAGCGAGAUGAAAGAGGCGAAGCUGGAGCCGAAUUCAGCUACAAUACUGGGAUCAGCGCGUGCGAGAAGGGCCGGCAGUGGCAGCGGGCGCUUGCGCUGCUGAGCGAAAUGUGGGAGGCGAGGGUGGAGCGCAGCAUCGUCAGCUACGGGUCUGGCAUCAGCGCGUGCGGGAACGGCGAGCAGUGGCGGCAGGCGCUGGCGCUGCUGAGCGAGGUAUGGGAGGCGAGGGUGGGCCUCGACGUCUCAGCUGCAGCACUGGGAUCAGCGCGUGCGAGAAGGGCGAGCAGUGGCAGCGGGCGCUUGCGCUUCUGAGCAAGAUGUGGGAGGCGAAGGUGGAGCCCAACCCCUAUCAGCUACAAUGCUGUGAUCAGCGCGUGCGAGAAGGGCGAGCAGUGGCAGCGGGC
Molecule: messenger RNA, 1557 nt
Organism: Prorocentrum cordatum
Lineage: Eukaryota; Dinophyceae; Prorocentrales; Prorocentraceae
Source: the annotation of a GenBank genome assembly